AUGGGCUGCGAAGGAUCGCGACUCGCACGCCCGUGUCGGCCUACCGGGACACUAACACAGCACAUCCGGAUGAACAGCUCAUCGUCAGAGAAAGCCAUGCAGGAUCGAUACCAACAAUUGAAAUAUAUCUGUGGAGAUCCAUACCCUCGCCUUAAAGUGAACAAAAACACAUUGACGGUGCCUGAGUUCCGCUCUCGAUACAGCGAACUCGCCAACAAUGACACAGUAGAAACUACAGUCUCCGUCUCUGGUAGGGUCCAUACCUCUAGAAUCGCCGGAAGCAAGCUGGUCUUCUUCGAUAUAUGGCAAGACGACCAUAAAGUCCAGGUGAUGUGCAACAUCCAGAGCGUCGCCUCUGCCGAAUUCAAAAGAUUCUUCCGUCUACUGCGUCGUGGUGACUCUUUCUCUGUAACCGGUAAACCGCACCGCACUGCUCGAGGUGAACUCACUAUCGAUGCCACGCAGCUUCCGACGCUGCUGUCGACUUGUUUCCAUGAUAUCCCCGUACACGAUACCAAGCAUGAGGUCUCGCCUUUCCCUCGCCAUGUUCAGUUCCUGGCCGAUCGUCCCACGAUGGAUAUCAUUAAAGCCCGCUCGGCUCUCACUCAGUAUAUGCGUUCCUUCUUCUUGGACCGCUCUUUUCUGGAGGUCAAUACCCCGAUUGUUGAAGGUGUGGCUGGCGGUGCCGUUGCUCGUCCGUUCUAUACCACUGCCACUGAGUUCUCAGACCGUCGGCUGUCGUUGAGAAUUGCACCAGAGCUAUGGCUCAAGCGCAUGGUUGUUGGUGGAUUCGACAAGGUCUUUGAGAUUGGACCGUCAUUCCGAAAUGAAGGCUUGGACAAGACUCACAACCCAGAGUUCACCACCUGCGAAUUCUACCACGCCUACGCAAACCUCGACCACCUAAUGACCAUGACUGAAGAGCUUCUCUCGGGGAUGGCAGCUUUCAUUGAAAAGUUCAACACAAAAGGCACACUCAACCCGACAACAGCCAACUUCACAACCCCCUUCCGCCGCAUCGACUUCAUCACCGGCAUCGAAGAGGCCAUAAAUCGCAAACUCCCAGACCUCGAAGACCCCAAAGCCCUCGAACAAGUUCGCACCAUCUUCACCGACCUGUCCCUCCCUCUUCCUCAAAACCCCUCCCUCCCCCGGCUCCUCGACGAGCUCUGCAGCCAAUACGUGGAGCCGCAAUGCAUCGACCCAACCUUCAUCAUCAACCCACCCGAAUGCCUCUCCCCACUCUCCAAAUCAUUCCUCCAUCCAGUAACCAACCAGCGCGUGGCAGCACGUGGCGAGCUCUUCAUCGAGGGCAAGGAAGUGGUUAAUACAUACGAAGAGGAAAACUCGCCGUUUGAGCAGCGCCGCAAAUUCGAGGAUCAGAUGCGGUUCAGCAAGGAUGCCAAUGAGCCUGGCGAGAUCGAUGAGAGUUACCUCGAGGCCCUGGAGUGGGGUCUGCCUCCUACUGGUGGAUGGGGAUGUGGCGUUGAUCGUCUCGUUAUGUUGUUUACUGGUGCUAAGCGCAUCGGCGAUGUCUUGCCUUUCGGGAAUCUCCGGGCUGUGACGAGACGGGCUGGACAGGGACAGGCUGAGUGA
Messenger RNA from Penicillium arizonense, 1596 nucleotides. RefSeq lists its product as uncharacterized. The record is from RefSeq and is a predicted model, not a curated record. The transcript has 5 exons. Gene Ontology annotation, cellular component: mitochondrion; cytoplasm. Gene Ontology annotation, molecular function: lysine-tRNA ligase activity; tRNA binding; ATP binding. Bases 1 to 1596 code for a protein of 531 amino acids. Gene Ontology annotation, biological process: mitochondrial lysyl-tRNA aminoacylation. NCBI's taxonomy places the organism in Eukaryota, Fungi, Ascomycota, Eurotiomycetes, Eurotiales, Aspergillaceae.